GUGACAAUAUGUUAAGUAACAUUCAAGCUCUUUCCUACACCUGGCACAACAGCUGUUUAAAACCAUGCUAGAAUGACCAUUUACAUCAUCAGGAAAGCCAAUCAGAAGGGGGAAAAGGAAAAUCAUGGAAUCAUCUUUUGAUGAUCUACGCGGUUAUUGAGGCUUCAUCUGGGCUCUGUGUCCCUGGUUCAUAUUCCUGAAAGCUCAAACUGCAUCUUUUGAGAUGGGGGAAGUUCAAGAGCUGCAACUCCACGUCAGAGUUCGGGACAUCGGCAAGGCAAACCCAGCAGACCAGCAAGUAAACAUAACCCCCCAAUCAACAGUCCCCAAUUUAAGAAACCACAAGCGGUGGCUAAGAAUCUCCAUCUAUACACUGUCUGUCAUCCUCGGCCAAUCGGCCGCUGCACUGUUGGGGCGAUUAUACUACAACAAAGGUGGAAACAGCAAAUGGAUGGCCGCAUUUGUGCAAACUGCGGGCUUUCCAAUCCUCCUCCCCUUAUUCUUCAUCUCAAUACACAAAAAUCCACACACAAAUGGAAGUUCAGUCACAAACCAAUCCUCCCCCUCAAUCAUUGCAUCAAUCUAUGUCAUACUCGGCCUAUUUCUAGCAGCAAAUUGUAUGCUAUAUUCAGUUGGGCUCCAAUAUCUUCCUGUCUCUACAUUUUCACUCGUCUGUGCAACCCAAUUGGCCUUCAAUGCUUUCUUCUCCUACUUUCUGAACUCUCAGAAGUUCACUCCCUUUAUAGUUAAUUCUAUUGUCCUCCUCACCAUCUCCUCUGUCCUCCUUGUGUUACAAACCAACUCCGAAAACCAAACUGAAUCUGGGAAAGGAAAAUACAUACUUGGGUUCUUGUGUACCGUUGCCGGAUCUGUUGGGUAUGCAUUACUGUUAUCAUUGACACAAUUUUCCUUCCAGAAAUUUAUAAAAAGAGAAGACUUUAGGGCGAUUCUCCAUAUGACAGUUUACCAGUCACUGCUUGCAACUUGUGCUAUCCUGGUGGGACUUUUUGCUAGUGGAGAGUGGAAACUCUUGAGCAAAGAGAUGAAGGAUUUUGAACUAGGGAAACUAUCCUAUGUGAUGACUUUGGCAUGGACAAUUGUGGGUUGGCAAGUUCAUGCUAUUGGGUCAACUUGCUUGAUUGUUGAGGUUUCUUCUCUUUUUUGCAAUGUCAUAUCUACUUUUGGUUUGCCCAUAGUUCCAAUCUUUGCUGCCAUCAUUUUUCAUGAGAAUGUGAAUGGAGUGAAAAUUAUUUCCAUGUUGUUAGCCAUUUGGGGCUUUGUUUCAUACAACUACCAGCAUUACCUCGGCAGUUCAAAGUUGAAGCCAGAAAGUGAAAAUGUGAAUCAAGUUUCCCAAGCUUCCUGAGCAAUAUUACAAAGAGAUUUGCUGAAUGAAUUGGGAUUUUGUAGUUAUUUAUUGACUUCCAUUUUGUACCCAAAAUACACAUGCACACACUCACCCAAGCUCGCAAGUUUUAGCAUUAUCAUUGUUCAUGUUGCUUUCCCUGUUCUAAUAUUAGACUGAAAUUUUCUCUAAUCACUUGGUCCCAAAUACAUAUUCUA
Molecule: messenger RNA, 1563 nt
Organism: Malania oleifera
Lineage: Eukaryota; Viridiplantae; Streptophyta; Magnoliopsida; Santalales; Ximeniaceae
Product: probable purine permease 10
Exons: 2
Coding region: 224-1366 (380 amino acids)
Cellular component (GO): membrane
Molecular function (GO): purine nucleoside transmembrane transporter activity
Source: RefSeq, a predicted model, not a curated record